This is a messenger RNA of Hippocampus zosterae (dwarf seahorse), 2204 nucleotides long. RefSeq names its product transforming growth factor, alpha (gene tgfa). Gene Ontology annotation, biological process: positive regulation of mitotic nuclear division; positive regulation of cell population proliferation; epidermal growth factor receptor signaling pathway. The transcript has 7 exons. Bases 241 to 975 code for a protein of 244 amino acids. The record is from RefSeq and is a predicted model, not a curated record. Lineage: Eukaryota; Metazoa; Chordata; Actinopteri; Syngnathiformes; Syngnathidae.
CCACUGGUUUCCUCAAUUGAAAGCACUUCGGUGGCAAGGCUCCUGGACUAGAAAAGUUAAAGACUAUCUUUCGUCGAAAAACUUUCUGGCGUGAUAUAUUGACUGUAGGGUGUGUGUGGGUCAUUGUGUGUGUGCACGUCAUCAGUGAGUUUAAAUGUUGAUUUGUGGAAUCCAAAGUGCGCCUUCUCAGCACACGUUUCGCUCAAACUGGCCGACAAAUUACUUAAGUUGUCAAUCACCAUGACUCGGAUACUAUGGGAUGCGAUUUUGCUCAUAAGUGGUUCAUUAUUUACAAUAAGAGCAGGGCAAAGUACCUCGACAACCCUCGGAGGCAACUUUGCCGUCAAAUCUAAGGCUACUCUCAACCCCUCGGGAAGUGGCCACGCAACCGCCUCCACGACUACAAGGUCAAAUUUUUCAUUUGGAAAAAAGCCAAGUCGGUCAGACACAGCAAUCUCCAUCCCUACCAAGCCAGCGUUGGCUGCAUACACCGCAGCCGACAGCUCCGGAGAGUUCGGUGGCGUCAUUACAACAGUCUCGACUCUUGCGGUGACGGCUACCACGAGGACCUCGAACAUCCCUCCGGUGAAAAAGUUUGUGGCAGCGGCUGUUCGCUCUCAUUUCGAUGACUGCCCAGACUCUCAUCGUCACUUCUGUUUUCACGGGACAUGUCGCUUCCUGAUAUUGGAGGAGACACCUGCAUGCAUAUGCCAUCCCGGCUUUGUCGGGAUGAGGUGCGAGCAUGCAGACCUGCUGGCCGUCGUGGCCACCAACCACCGUCCGCAGACCGUUGCCACUGUGCUGGUGUUGUGUGUGAUUGGUUGCGUCCUGAUCAUUGUGGUGUGCACGCUGUUAAAUUGUUGGUGGAGACAGGAAUGCCGUAAGAGGAGACACCCUCAUCACUUCAUCCCAGAAAAGCCCGUUUACUCACAGAAGCACCGAGCACCAUUCUAUCCUCCUGAGAGCGUGGUGUGAGAAGACGACAAUCGCGGUGCUUCCUUCAACUGUCAGGUUUUAAGCUUGCCUCCAAAGAGCAAAGAAGCCGUCCUGAGAUAAAGACUCAAAUGAGGUAAGGUAGGACGUUCCUUCAUGUGGCUUUUCCAUUGACUUUCUACAAUGUGGCAAUCAGCCUCGAUCCUGCCGUGGAAAUAAACACUCUUGGGAGUUAUGAGGGACAAGAGAGGCUGCCACGCUCUGGAUACCGUUUUUUCACUCCAAGUCAUCGAACGAGGACAUGAAUCAUCUCCCGUGUGGAUUCUGGGGGGGGGAAAAAAAGAUGCCUUUGAGGCUACAGGACCAUCCAAAUUCAUUGACUUAAACCUCCCAAUUCCUAUUUAUGUCUUUUUAUUACCUUAAUGCACUUUUCAGAACUCCAAGCACAGAUGAUGCUGACGCUUUAAACUACCGGUAUGUUUUUAGUGUCGUUUAUUAUUAUUUUUAAAGUAUGGAACACAUUUCACGUGACAGAAUGGCGAAUUGAUGGACAGAAUGGAUGAAGACCCCUUGGAUGGCUGUCAGGCAUAGAAUGCAUUUCUUCUGAUGGGAGUUGUGUCGGUUUUAUUUGUGAUUCCGCAGCUGAACUGGAAUGUGUCCUUUCCUCACAAAUUUCACAUUGAAAAGUUAGAGGGGGGAAAAAAAUCCAAAACAUACCACUUGGAAACACACACAAGGUGGUUGGUACCUUUAAUUCAAUGGCACUUUUUCUGCAAGCUUGCGGAUACUUCCUAAAAUUGGCACUUUAUUGUAUUGGUGCACUUAUUUAAACGAAAUCUUGAGUGGUGUGUUUUGGCCUUGUCUCUAAUUUGAUUUUGAAUACAUUUUAAAUAGAGCAACAAAAAAAUCUAACCUCCAAAAUCGGCAAAAGGAUUACAAAAUAAUGAAUGUUAUACUGACAAUGAUGAUGAAAAAAAAAACACUUCAGAUGUGGCAGCUUCUAUCUUGAAAUAAAAGUUUGGGUAGAGAGUGUAAUGGGAUGAUCCAAAUAUUUGUUUACAGCGUGUUUUUGGUAUGCCUCCUAUUGUGUGCAGCAUUGAUGUGUGAAAACAUGCUUAUGUACGCACACACAUAAUGUUGUAGAUUGAUACGCGCUUCCAAUAUAGAAGAGGGUUCAACUGAUGCUUAAAAGUUGUUUUUUCACAUCUGUGGUGUCUCACUUUCAUUUCCUGCAUUUAUUUUCAAAACGAAGAAUUAAAUUGGCAAAUGUC